UCCCGGAGAUGCUGGUUUGUUCUGAUCGAUGACCAAAUGGGCCUACAAAGACCUCACACCAAAGGAGCCCAAACCUCAUCCCAACCCAACAUCAUCUGAGGGGAAUCUCAGGUCUCAGGAAAUCCACGGGGAGGGAGGAAGCCACAUGUUCUGUCCUGCAGUCACUGAGAAAGCUCAUUUUCAGAGAGCCACUUCUCAGGAACCUGACCGUUUCUACUAUGACUAUGACUCUGUUCGUAUCGUGGGACUUACUCUGGCUACUAUCAUGUUUGUGCUGGGCAUCCUCAUUAUACUCAGCAAGAAAGUGAAGUGUAGGAAGUCAGACUCCAGUCCGACCAUUAAAAACUCUCCAGGGGGAGCCGUGUAACAUGAGGAGGCGUGUCCAGCUCCGCUGCUGCCCCCAUCUCAAAGACCCUAGGGGUUAGGGAUGGAGAUGGCUGGGGCCCCCUGCUCCCAGCCCCCCCCCCCACACCAGUGAAUGUUCCCCUUCUAUAUGAGCUGCCUGUGCCCCAAACUGGACUCGUCACCCCACAGGGAGUGCCCAGGGCCCAGAGCAUUGAGCCCCCUUGGGGGCCAGGGCUGGCCCCCCUUCCCUGAGGCUUCUGCAAUAAAAUCCACUUCUAUUCCUCCUCAUGGACCCAGGCAUCCAGUCCCCUGGUCCCCUCCUAGGACCCAGACAUACACUUCUUGCCUUGCCUCCUUCCUAGAAUCCAGGCAUCCACUCCCUCAAUUCCUCCCCAAGAUCCCAGGUACCCAGACCAUCCCCUCACCCUCUGCUGCCCUCCUGGGACUCAGGCAUUUGAGCCCUGACCCCCUGUUUGUUACCUUCUGAGCUCAAUAAAUGUGGAUUCAGGGUUUUUUCCCUCUGGUC
Vombatus ursinus (common wombat) is the source of this 871-nucleotide messenger RNA. It is a transcript of the gene FXYD7, whose product is annotated as FXYD domain containing ion transport regulator 7. Gene Ontology annotation, molecular function: sodium channel regulator activity. The record is from RefSeq and is a predicted model, not a curated record. NCBI's taxonomy places the organism in Eukaryota, Metazoa, Chordata, Mammalia, Diprotodontia, Vombatidae. Bases 29 to 367 code for a protein of 112 amino acids. Gene Ontology annotation, cellular component: membrane. Gene Ontology annotation, biological process: regulation of sodium ion transmembrane transporter activity. The transcript has 6 exons.